CAGUUCUGACGCCUCAUGGUGUGCCGGAAAUCUUGUGUUAACGCGUUUUACGAACAACCACAUGUAAAAUUUCGAGAUAUUAAAAAAAGAAAAUUGACGAAAUGUUUUUUAGCGACACACAUACAACAUAAUAUGGGUCUGUUCCAUGCGACAUGUACAAGCGAAGUAUGUCUUGUGGGCAAAACUGCAAUUAUAACUGGAGCAAACAGUGGUAUCGGCAAAGAGACCGCCAGAGAUUUUUACGCAAGAGGCGCUAGAGUGAUACUAGCAUGUCGAAACAUGGAAAGUGCAAAAGAAGCGGUAGAAGAUAUAAAAAAUAAUCCGCCCUCGAGGAUCGCGAAGAGCGACUAUCAAAAAAGAGCGGGCGUGCUCGCAAUUUACACUCUGGAUCUAUGCAGUUUCAGGAGCAUCAGGGAUUGCGCCAAACGUUUGUUAACACAGGAAACAGCUAUCAACAUACUCGUGAACAAUGCUGGGAUAAUGAUGUGUCCGUACGAGUUAACGGAAGACGGCUUUGAGAUACAAUUUCAAUCUAAUUACCUUGGUCACUUUCUUCUGACGCUUCUCCUACUGCCAAAAAUAAAAUCGUCCGCUCCCGGUUGCAGAAUAGUGAACGUGUCGUCGUUUAUGAACUUUUGCGCUAGAGUGAUACUAGCAUGUCGAAACAUGGAAAGAGCGAAAGAAGCGGUAGAAGAUAUAAGAAAUAAUCCGCCUUCGAGGAUCGCGAAGAGCGACUAUCAAAAAAGAGCGGGCGAGCUCGCAAUUUACACUCUGGAUCUAUGCAGUUUCAGGAGCAUCAGGGAUUGCGCCAAACGUUUGUUAACACAGGAAACAGCUAUCAACAUACUCGUGAACAAUGCUGGGAUAAUGAUGUGCCCGUACGCGUUAACGGAAGACGGCUUUGAGAUACAAUUUCAAUCUAAUUACCUUGGCCACUUUCUCCUGACGCUUCUCCUACUGCCAAAAAUAAAAUCGUCCGCUCCCGGUUGCAGAAUAGUGAACGUGUCGUCGUUUAUGAACUUUUUUGGAACUAUAUAUUUCGAUGACAUAAGUGUCACGAAUUCAUAUUUCAAAUUUCUAACGUUAGUCACCCUCAAACGUUACGCACAAAGUAAAACGGCAAACAUAUUGUUCACCAGGGAACUCGCUCGUCGGUUAAAAGAGGCGAAGAUCGAUGGAAUAAAUGUGUACUCCUUACAUCCUGGAGUUAUAAAAACGGAAUUAGUUCGACAUUAUAAUCAAACUUUUUUUCCGGGUGCAACUUUUUGCUUCCAGCGUAUUAUGGGACCUUUUAUCAAAACUGCGGAACAAGGAGCGCAAACAACGAUAUACUGCUCUGUGGACGAAAAUGUCGCCAAUGAGACAGGCCUUUAUUACGCAGAAUGCCGCCCUUCCACAACUUGGAGGACAAGAAGUGAUGAAAUGGCCAAGAAUCUAUGGGACUAUUCCUGCGAGCUACUACACUUGGAGUCUAAUGAGAACCUUGCCAUAUUUUUAAAAAACGUUGCACACCAAAUUGCUGAAUAACGUUAAAUAACAGUCGCAUUGUCAUUGUGAUAGAGUUUGGCCAUAACAUAUUGUAUUUGGUUAAUUUGUAUUUAAUUGAUGUUGAGAUGUACGAUAUCUUAUCUACCUGUAAGUUACAUGUGAUGAAUUUUAUAACAGUAAAUUAUAGUUUAGUGAAUUUUACAA
Molecule: messenger RNA, 1692 nt
Organism: Odontomachus brunneus
Lineage: Eukaryota; Metazoa; Arthropoda; Insecta; Hymenoptera; Formicidae
Product: retinol dehydrogenase 12-like
Exons: 9
Coding region: 16-1527 (503 amino acids)
Source: RefSeq, a predicted model, not a curated record